AUGACCAACAUAGCGGAUUCGGUAUUUGAAACAGAGACCGCCGAGAUAUCUCCAGUUAAAACAUGCGAAAUUAUCGCUAACAAUAACCCGGCAGUUACUGAAUCGACCCCGUUGAAACAUCUCAGUUGGUCGUACAAUACUUUUACCAACGAUAUGAAAGGGGUUAAAGCGGACAUAACAGUUAUGCAAAAACAAAUAACAUCUAUAAACAAUGUUAUUAACUCUACCAACGCGAUUAUAGAAUCUAUUAGUAAGGUUUUGGACUCUACCGAAAACCGCCAAAUAUCGUACGACACCAGAAUGGAGACCUUGCUUAAGGAGUUUUCCAUAAUUUUAGACGAGAAAAACAGAGCGAUAAACGAGCGAGAUAUCACUAUCAAACAGCUUCAAGCGAAUUUGUCAGAAAUUGAAAAUGAAAGAAACUCAUUAAAUCUUAAGAAUUCACCAACAAAGCAUGUUGACAAUAAAAGUAAGACUGCAUCGCCGCCAAUGCAGCCCUUGAUGUGUCAAAUGAAUAAUAUUGAGGAUUUAAUCAACUUGUCUAAAUUAACGAUCUAUGUGAUAUUGAAACCGAUGUCUUGGGCGAUGCAUCCAAAUCUGAUGAUAUGCUUCUAAGUCCAAACAAUUCUACUAUAAAGGAACUUGAAGCCUUUAUUGACAAGUCUUUCUAUAGCGCCUCUGUCGAGCUAUCUAAUCCUGUCCAGCCGACGGACUUCUCUAAUCUAGCGCAAAGACGCUCUGAAGAAAACCUGCCUAAACCCGAAGCUCAAUUUCUAACAUUUAAAGAUAACGUUGAAACUCGGCUGCAAGUGUUGUCGUACAAACUCUUUGAACAGAAUAACACCAUAAAUAUAAAUAAACAAGAGCUAUGCAAAUUGACCUGCAAAAAUUUACAUCUUAAAUCACGUAUCUCGGAGUUGGAGGGGAGAUUGUCGCUAAAGGAUACAACAAAUUGGAGUAGUGACCUGAGCCCAUGUGAAAAAAUAGUUAAAGGAAAUAAUAUCUUAACUGCAAAUAUAGAUGCUUGUGCUAUUUCUAGUCGCCUUUCGCCUGGAACAACUGCAUAUGUCGAUGACAGCGAUGAAUAUGCUAUCUCAACUGCGAAUGCCGAUGCUUGUGCUGUUCCUAGUGACAGUCCACCCGAAAAAAGUGCGCAUGCUGAUGACACUUCGGCCCCUAUAAGGGUAAUGCUGGGUAAUGUAAAAUCUGACUUGCAAAUUAUUUAUCCAAGCGAUAAUAAUGUCAAUGAUCCUUUGUCGUCUGCUCCCAAUUUGGUUAACUGUGAUCUACACGUAAGUUUAGACAAAGCAGAUGAUAGUGUAAUAAAUGAGGCUAGUCCAGUGGAUCGAGCAAAAUCGUUAGGUAAUUUAUGCAACAAUUAUUAUAUGCGAUCUGAUACGUAUAUUGAAGAAAUAGCAAGGCCCAGUAAUACAAGAACUGUGGACACAAGUAAAGUAGAGCAAGUCAUGAAACCCCGGCAAUCCAAUGCAUGGUUAAAUUUUUUGCCCUUUAUUGAAGUUCCUUACAAACCACUUUCAAGAAAGAAAAGUGACCCGGUAAGAUCACUUUCAAGAAAACAAGGUGAUUGUGUGGCGUCUCAUUUAACAUCUUGUUCUAAGUAUUCUAUUAAAGAAUCACAAUAUCAUUUUCGGCGGCGCCAAACGAACCAGAGGCCCCCGCUGCGCUCAUUGGAAUGGCUAGACCACUUAAAGCUGGUCCGACAGAUAUUGUCAAUGUAG
Messenger RNA from Paramuricea clavata, 1739 nucleotides. NCBI's taxonomy places the organism in Eukaryota, Metazoa, Cnidaria, Anthozoa, Malacalcyonacea, Plexauridae. The record is from the annotation of a GenBank genome assembly.